Messenger RNA from Stylophora pistillata, 6338 nucleotides. RefSeq lists its product as uncharacterized. NCBI's taxonomy places the organism in Eukaryota, Metazoa, Cnidaria, Anthozoa, Scleractinia, Pocilloporidae. The record is from RefSeq and is a predicted model, not a curated record. Gene Ontology annotation, cellular component: nuclear body. Gene Ontology annotation, molecular function: helicase activity; transcription termination site sequence-specific DNA binding. Gene Ontology annotation, biological process: termination of RNA polymerase II transcription.
AAUGUCUUCAGAGUUGGAUUUUGGACUUAUGACAGCCAAAAUUCCUUUAGUAGACUGCAAGGGCCUUGUAAAAGCUGAAAAAAGCGUCCAGCAUGCGGCUCUUCAAACAACUGCCACACCCAUGGUGCAGCAAAGAAACAGAGUUAGGAAAUCAGCAGGCAGGAUGGAGAAAGUUUCUCAGGCUCCCAUCCUUAAGAAGUCUGGUAUGAGGAAAGAAGACGCAAUUCUUAUGUCAGAUGACGAAGAAUCCUCACUGGAUACAUCCGAUCAAACGAAGCCCGUUUCUUCUAGAAACGAGGAUCCUGGAUUUUUAGACGAUGACUUGACCUACGAGAGCCUUCAAGACGACGACAUUGCCCUCAACAAGCUCAUGGAUGAAGUAGAUCCAUCGCCAACUUCAGGAACGGCUCAAUCGAAAAACUCGUUAUCGAAGCCAGCUGUUUGUAGCGAUAGCGAGAUGGAUACUUCAGAUGAAGAGCUUCAUCACUCUGUUUUCGAAAGCCAUUACAAAGGUAAAGCUAAGGUGAAAAAUGAAGACAGAGAGAUGGAUGGUGAAGGUCCCUCUUGUGAUAAGACCGUCCCUGGCGAAAGCAUUGAUAAGAUUAAGAGGAAAACUACAACUGAAAGGGAUGUUUUUUCAUUCCAGAGCGUAAGAUCUGAGGCGCCUCUUAGCGCUUCUAAUUCGUCACGGAUUCGAACAAAGUAUACCACUAUAACAGCAAAAACGGAACCUGCUGAUUCCGGAGAUGACCUAGAUGAUGAGCCCCUUGCAUCAUAUUUGCCGGGCAGCUUCUUUAAGACAUCAGUUCAGGAUAUAACACAUGCUAUUGUUGCUGAUGGGAAGGUGAAGACUGAAGUGGACCGCAUUUCGGAUGAUGAAGCCAUAAAUAUGGAGUUUGCAAGCCCGGAAGUAUGUCAGGUAAAGCAAGAAGGAGAAGAAGUAGAAGAAGUUUGUAACACUUCAUCAGUUGUCCAUGCAACUGACACUGCAUGUGAUGAUCGUUCAGAUUCGGAGCAAGACGCCCAACCACUCCUUUCGACAGUCAAACCUGAACCUUUGGAAGAAAAGACACAUUCCCUCUCUAUCAUUAGUAAACAGCUUAAAAAUGAGAUUCAUUUCGACGAUGAUAUGAACUGUUGGGAUAACUACGGUGAUUACAGUGAACUUGUGCUGAAUUCUCAAGAUAAUGCCCUCGCAAGCGUAGAAGAAGAUCUCGUAGAUGUAUACGGCACACAAACCGAAAAUCAGACGGAAGAUGACCUUCCGUUGUCAAGUGAAGAUGUCAAUAUUGGGGAUAUCCAGGAGGACGAGACUUUGCAAGGUGCAGACUUAAAUGGCAACUUCGCAACAGAUGGAGAGGUCAAAAGUGUAAAACCUAAGAAACAAGUAACAUUUGCACCUUGCGUAGGUUCAUCUCAUGCAGUCGCAAACUCGUCUGCUGGAGUUGCAAGUUCUAAUAAGCUAGCGUCUUAUCAGCCGGUUAUAACAAAGCCCACGAGACACCUUUCAGAAGACGACUUUUUCCGCGAGAUCCUAAACUGGAGGGUGUAUCACUUUUUAAAAUCAUCGAGCAAUGGAAGAUUCACCACUUUACCGCGAAAUUAUGCGGCAGAUCGUGUUCCGGAAAGCUUCAACUCGAUGGACGAGUAUUACAAAAUAUUCAAGCCUCUGCUGUUCAUGGAAAUUUGGCAACAGGCUCUUAGUUCCUGGGGUGACAAGGAAGUGAACAAGAAGUGUGUUACCAUGAAUGUCCUCGAUGGAAGUAACGCCAAUAGUUUCUGGAUCAUUCCUUGCAGAGGUGUUAUCAACGAACAGCAACAAAAAUCGGCACUGUUCCCGAGGGAAAGUGAUUUAGUUCUUGUGACGCGCUCUGCAACUGACGGAAGAGGGGGGAGUGAUAAUAAUUCAGCAGUUUUUGGAUUGGUGGAGAAGUCAGAUUUUCAAAGAACUAAACAGUCGCGAAGAGAAAGUCUGGGAACUAGUGGUGGAGAGGAAGAAGCUGCUAUGACGACGUUUGAUCUUAACUUGACCAUCAAAACGGCGUCAAACUUCCGCCCUGCGAGGAACUGUCGUCUUCAAGUACAGUUUGUGACUUCACUGCUGACAGCGCUAAGGCAGUGGUCUGCUUUAAUGCAAUUUAGCAAGAGCCUGUUGGCCAACGACAUUCUUAGACCGCGGAAAGCAAUAUAUUUCUGCUCUGAAGAUUAUCGUCCCUCACCACAUGUCGCUCAGGAAUACAAUGAAUCCCAAGAGAGAGUCAUCUCAACUGCGGCUAAUGCUGUUCACAAUCCCUAUCCUCUACCACGCAUUUGUCUCGUUCAAGGCCCUCCGGGAACAGGAAAGUCCUACACGAUCGUUGGCCUUGUGAAGGAGAUACUUAAUCGGGGUCAAGAAAUGCCAGGACAGACCACAGCUACCUCAUCGAAUGGAAAUGUUCGAAACAAAGUGAGAAUUCUCUUAUGUGCCCCUUCUAAUGCUGCCAUAGAUGAGUUGAUUGCUCGGUUGACAAAGGCUCAGAUCCGACUUCAAAAUCGUUCUGACAAUAAGGAAAACAGGCGAUGUAACCGUCAGGAUGAUGUCAAGAGAGCGAUCCCUAAAAACUGUGGGGAUCUGUGUCUGGUACGAGUGGGCCGUAAGUCAUAUAUCCACCCGGGCGUUCUGAAGUUCUCAUUAGACAAUAUGACAAAGCUCGUAGUCGAUCAGUCAUCUUCAAAAUCGGAGGACAGAUUAAACAAAACCAAAGAAAGUCUUGCAAUCAUUGAUGAAAGAGAGAAGAAACUGGAGCACAAGAUAACGAAGUUGAAAAGUUCGCCUCGCACGUCUCACGAGCAACUGGAGAAAUUGGAAAAGGAGAAGUCAAACCUUAUGGACACAAUACGAACCCUGCAAAAGAAAUAUCGUGAAGAAAGGGCAGAGCAAGCUAACAAACGUAGAAAAGAAUCAAGUAUAAGAAAGGAGAUCCUUCAUCGUGCUGAUAUUAUCUGUACAACUCUCAGCGGGGCUGGUAGCACAAGCUUAAAGCAGGACCUGGAAGGACGGCGUAUUUAUCCCCAUUUCACAUGUGUUAUUGUCGAUGAGGCCUGUCAGUCCAAUGAACUGGAUUUGCUGAUACCACUCUGCUUCCAGGCGUCUAAACUGGUUCUUGUCGGCGAUCCUGAGCAGUUGCCCUGCACUGUACUGUCUGGGAGAGCAAAGGAGAAAUUAUUUGCACGAUCCAUGUUUGAAAGACUCUACAGAUUCUUCAGAUAUCACAAAGCAGAAAUUGAGAAGCCAGUACUGAUGCUAGAGGAACAGUACCGGAUGCAUCCAGAGAUUGCGGCUUUCCCUUCCUCUCGUGUGUACAAUAACUUUCUUAGAAGCCAUAGAUCAUUGGAGCAGAGACAGUUUCCUCUGGUAAAGCACUAUGCACUCUUUGACGUUGUUACUGGAAGGGAGCUAUGCCAGGAUAGAGGCGCUUUGUGGAACCCUGACGAAGCUGAUAUGAUUGUAAAUUUUUGCCGCGAUUUGACAGACAUUUUAAAACCUGAAAGCAUUGGCAUUAUCACACCAUAUCGGAAACAGAAAGUUGAGAUCCAGGGGAGACUAAAGGGUCUAUCCACAGGAACUGCUGUAAUCGAGGUCAACACUGUGGAUGGCUUUCAGGGAAGAGAGAAGGAUGUCAUCAUUUUGAGUUGUGUUCGAGCACAGCAGUGUCGUGGGUCUAUAGGAUUUCUAACCGAUAAACAACGAAUGAAUGUAGCGUUAACGAGGGCGCGACAUGCCCUGUAUGUUUUUGGCCAUAUGGAAACUCUGAAGGGAGGAUCUUCAGAUUGGAGAGCUUUGAUAGAAAAUGCAGAAAACAGAGGAUGUUUCUUUCCUGUUAAAUCUUCAUUAGAGGUACGGUCGAUUCUUUCCAUUGGAUCAGUUAAGACAGACCAUUCGCCUGCCAAAGAUCCACGGGUUAAAAACCUUAACUCGUCUUCGACAAGGGUUGGUUAUCACCGUUCCAACAGUGGUGACCUUGCAGUGGACCCUAACCAUGCACCAGGAAACGUUUGUAGUACACGACAAGAGUCUGAACAUAAUGGUGGGACAGAGGCACCAGGUCUUAGAAAGGGGACGGAUCAGAUGGAAAAAUCAGUUAAAGCUUCAGUAACCAAGCUCCGAGAGGUAACAAGCAUCAACGCGACCUCCGCCAGCAGUGAGGCAUCCUUGAACAGUCAUCCUACAAGGAUAAUUGAAGUUGUCAACCCUGAGAGUAUAAGUAGGGAAGAGAAGAGUGGUGAGGAAGGAACUCACUCCAGAAAUCGUGAUCAACAAUUUUCUAGGAAGGACUGUAAACAACUCUCCAGACCUGAAGAUCAUAGAGAAAAGCACUCUGUCGGGAAGGAGUCAAAGCAUUCUACACGUCACUCAUUGCAUCGAAAAGGGAGCGCACACCAGGAAAGAUCAGGUGGGCAAAGCCAAAAGACAUCAGAUGAAAAAGUCACAUAUCAAUUACAUUCUACCAUAAAUCCUUUGGUUAAAAAUGGAGUUUCAAACAGGGACGAAGCGACAUCUAACGGCCCAUCUUGUAAGAGGACACAGAUUGUUUCUCCAAACAUUGCCAUCGAGAAGCAAUCGCCCAGUCAUCCCCCUGAAGACAGUGUACAUGGAAAGCAAAUGAAGCGUAUCGAAAGUGAUGAUAUGCUAGACGCUACAGCUAUUAAUUUUUCUGGAAAGGCCCCUACUCCUACGUCCAGGGAUCCAAUUUCUGAUUUGGAGGAUAAUGAUUCAGAUUCCUCACUUGAAAUUGAUACGCAAAAUCCUAUGCUGCAUAAUGUUAUCCGAAACAAUAUGACACAUAAAAAGGGUUAUUUUUGGCAGCUGUAUCGACAAGAAAAAGAAGCAACUGCAAGGUCCUCACCAGCCCAACGCGCCUGGUCACCAGGUAAUACUGGGUCACCCGUCGACCAGGCUCUAACCGCCUUAACAACGGUCUCACAGCCCACGUCGUCUAACCACUCUUUUGUAUCAUCUGGGCCUUCCAAUACAACUCCCCUGGCCCCAACUGCUCCAAUUCUGCCAGAUAACGCCAGUAGCUCAUCAUCUCGCUCUAAUGCGUCAAGGUCGUCAAAAGUUAUUCCGGUCAGGCGGAACUCUGAACCUCCGUCCUUGAAAAGUGUAUUGGAAGGUAACGGUCAUCCGCAAAGACCUCAGGGAUCUACAGCUAAUGCUUCAAACGCAUUAUCUUUCUCUAGUGCGUCAAGGCUUUCAAAUGACUCUUCUACUCUUUCCUUGCGGCCCGGAACCGCCCGACCAUCAAACCUUUCAAAUUCAUUAGGACUAAGCCGGACUCUCUCUCUCGAUGAAAAACGUAAAACAGUGCGGAGUGCUGAAGAAGCAGCAGAAGUAGUGCGGCAACGGCAUCCUCCUGUACUGGGUCCUCCAAUUAUCGAAGCUACAUUAAGGGACCCUCACGGGGGAUCUCGUAAACGGUCAGCGCAUACAACGACUCUGAAUGUCAGCGCUCUGAGAGGAAGAGCAACCAGGGAAGUCAGCCCACCACCAAAGAGGUCGGCACCUGAACCCUUACGGAGAAAAAGCUUAAAUAAAACUAAAAUGAACUUUAGGGGCAGAAAAAGUUGGAAAUGACAGAGUGAAUCCCUGCAGUUUCUUGUUCAAUAUCUUAUUUCGAUAGGACGCUUCAUUGAGACGUCAUUUGAGUUUUUAAGUAAUUUCCAACUAAGUUUGUUUAUUUUUUUAAGACGUGAUUAUUAUUGGUGGAAAGAGAGAUACAAGGUUAAGGUUAUCUCCAUUGUUUUGUAAAUGGUGAGAGCAAGCUCUGAGACAAACUGUUUCAAGUGGUCUUACUCCAACUUUUUUCAGUGUAGAGUUAUUCUAGAGGGACAAAUUUCAAUAUAUUUUUUCUAAUUAGAGAUUAAAUAAGUAACCAAAUCAUUGUAUUUGUUACGAUAUACUGAUUCAAAUUUUUUCAUUAAAAUUUAUGACAAAUUAAUGUUCAUUUACAGCACAUCGAAAAAGCUGUGAUGAACUCGUCAAAAGUAUUUGUGAAAAAUACUUACAAACCUUCAAGUUUCGACUGACUGUCCAUAAUCUGGAAGGUUAUCGAAUUUUGACCUAAUUGUAAUGACGAGAGAUGGUAUUUUAUCGUGUAAACGUCAGUAGUGGAGUCGUUGUAUAGCAAAGGCGCCACAGAAAAGUCUUCUUUGCUUCCUAAUCUAUGCUUGAAUGAUACUCUCACUCUACAUCAUUAUUUUUAUGUUUUAAUCGUAUGUCGCCCUUUUGUUGAAAGUUCAAGAUUAGAUAUACAAAAAAGGGCAUUUUCAAGAAAUGGUGUUAGAAUCUGGAAUAGCUU